CCUAAUUAAAGAAAUGUCAGCCAAACUCACAGCAGAAGCUUUUGGAUGUCCAUUAGGAUGCCAAUGGAUGUUAUAAAAGGAAACCUAGACGGAAUUUCAAAGCCAGCAUCAAGUUCAAGAACACAUCCCGGAAGCAGGAGUUCAAGCUCUUCUUUAGAGGUGCUCUCACCAGAACCAGGGCCCUGCAAGGUUCAAACUACAAGCAAGUUAAAUUCUGGUAAAGAGGACCACUCAGGAGGCAGUAAUACAGAGGAGAGAAGAGGCAGUAAGGAUGAUAAAAGCACAGACUGUUUUGGAAAAAUAAAGCUGGCCGAAGAGGGCUCAGGUGAAGAUAUGAACUUGAUUCAACGUCAGAUAAUCCCUGAGCAUUCAGAUGAAACCAAAUUAAAAGAAUUAGAUUCUCAACUUCAAGCUGCUAUUCGUAAGAUGAAAAGACUUGAUAAAAUAUUGGCAAAGAAACAGUACAGAGAAAAAGAAAUUAAGAAGCAAAGUCUGGAAAGGCGAGUAAAGCUCUGGAAAGAACUUAAGUCUGUAAAACAUAGAGAAGCUUUGCAAAGUAAUGAGGAAAUGGAAAAUACAAAAAAAUUUUUUUCUUUGACUGCUGCGUCGGAACAAGCUGUUGGUGAAAGCCAUGAANNNGAAGACACCUUUUUCUCAGUGUUUCAUACUCAAGUCCCUCCAGAACAUUAUGAAAAUGGUAUGCAGAAUGUCAGUCCAGCCAAGAAAUCCAGAAGCCCAGUGCUUAUGAGUGAUGCAGAAAAGAAAAGGCUGGAUGAACUCUUGAGGGACUUGGAUGAUGGAGAUUCGGGGCUGUCCAGUUCUGAGGGUGAUCGCUGUGGCUGGCUUAUCCCAGGAGAAGGAUACGCGUUUGCAGCCAGGGAGCAUGAGCAACUUGCUGAAAUUGACUCAAAACUCCAGGAGUUCUGUGCAGCCUCCCCAACAGUUUUCAAUUUUUCUCCAAGACUUGAAAAUGAGAGCGAUCAGGACCCUGAACUUGAGGAUGAAAGAAAUGUGGAAAUAACUCCAGGAGAACAGGUACUUCGAAACAUUAAAGAGCAGCGGGAUCAGAAAAAUCGGCUGAAAGAGAUCAAUGAAAAACUGAGAAAGAUCAAAGAAAAUGUGCUAGAGUCCACAUCACUUCUCUCUGAAGAACAGCUAAAGUGUCUCCUGGAUAAGUACACAUUCAAACAGAAAUCCAUCACUGGGUGGAUUUCCAAAAAGGAAAAUGAAGGCAUUGAGAAUAAGAUGGCUGACUUGCCCCGAAUUUCAAGAUCUAUCCUGUUAGAGUUACUAAAUGGAUCAGAAGCAGAAACCCAGAAAACAGAGGAGGAGGAUGGAGAUAUGCACGAGCAUGCAGAGCGUGAAGGUUCUGUAGACUAUCAUCUCACCCAAACCUUGGCUGGGCAUUAUAUGGCAGAAACCCUUGUCAUUGAAGCAGAGAAUGUGAAAUGCCUCCAGUUUUCCAAAGAUGAGGUUGUUAGUAACACAGAAGACUAUUUUAUGUCAAAGACUCUUGGCAUUGGAAGACUACGAAGGCCUUCUUUCUUAGAUGAUCCACCAUAUAAUAUCAAUAUGAACCUUUCAUUGGAAGACCAGCACCUGAAACUCAGUUCUCCCAAGGAACCAAUAUCAGAUAAACAGGAGAUGAAAGACGUCAUGGAAGAAUGUGAGGAAUCUUAAGCAAGGACUUGCUGGGAUAUAUUCUUAAGAAAGUUGGUAAUUAAGUUAAAUUACUUGUUUUCUUGGAAUUCUUUAAAUUUAAAGAGCAUUGUAGAGACUAUUCCCCAAAUAAUGAUUUGGACAUUUGACUUUUCUCAUAGAUUUCAUUUCCUUGAUAUUUUUGAGACUUGAGGUGUAAUUGUUUGUCUUCAUUGAAGUUUCUGGGGAAAUUUAUUUAUAAAUGUAUCACUAAUCUUACAGUGCCAGGGAUAUGUUAUGAAAGCCAACAUUUUAAUGUAUACAUUAUGUUAAGCUUAGUGGAAAUGGUACGAAUAUCCUGUAUUUGAUUUCAUGUGUUUCAAUCUUACUGUGGCUCAGAUGGGGAUCACUAUGGAUAUUUGUCCUGGUCUGUUUUUCCUUCUCUCUGUUCACUGUCAUUGGUACAACUUACCACAGGGAGAAAUAAACUUCCUCCAUCAAGCAGCAUCAGGGAAGCCUGUAUUUUCUUAUUAAUGAUUAUACCCAUUCAGGUAGGACGGUGAAGAGUUAUUUGAUACAUUUCUCUCAGUUCUUUCACAUACUACCUUUUAGAACACAGCAAAUAAAGAUGAAUGACUUUUUAUGAAAAGUCUAUAACACUAUUUUCAGAGACAUUUGCUUAAUUAUAUAUUAGUAACUUGGAUUCAUAAGAAAAUUUUAUAUCAACACUUUAUCAGAUGAGUU
Molecule: messenger RNA, 2382 nt
Organism: Octodon degus (degu)
Lineage: Eukaryota; Metazoa; Chordata; Mammalia; Rodentia; Octodontidae
Gene: Fsip1
Product: fibrous sheath interacting protein 1
Exons: 12
Coding region: 46-1680 (544 amino acids)
Source: RefSeq, a predicted model, not a curated record